Funneliformis geosporum is the source of this 183-nucleotide messenger RNA. NCBI's taxonomy places the organism in Eukaryota, Fungi, Glomeromycota, Glomeromycetes, Glomerales, Glomeraceae. The record is from the annotation of a GenBank genome assembly.
AAUCCGGUUCAGCAACAGUCUUCAACUCAAAUGAUGCAAACUACGAGGUCAGGUCGACCUUUUGUCAAGGAUAUACAUGAUUUGUUUUCAACGUUAAUAAUCUCAUUACCAAUGGAAACGCAUCGAACUUUGUUUAAAAAUUAUGCAAACUCAUUUACAACGGAAGAAACCAUAGCGAAUUUA